Lagopus leucura (white-tailed ptarmigan) is the source of this 2656-nucleotide messenger RNA. It is a transcript of the gene LRATD1, whose product is annotated as LRAT domain containing 1. The coding region runs from base 186 to 1034 and encodes 282 amino acids. The transcript is spliced from 2 exons. NCBI's taxonomy places the organism in Eukaryota, Metazoa, Chordata, Aves, Galliformes, Phasianidae. The record is from RefSeq and is a predicted model, not a curated record.
AGCAGCCCACAGCAGAGCGGGGCGGCGCGGGCGGAGGAACCGGGCGCGCUUUGGGGAGGACAGAACUCACCUCCUCUGCGGCGCCCAUGGGGACAGAACGACUUUAAAGGAGUUUGGGGGGUUCUGACGACCCGCUGGGCGACCACGGAUCCGGCGAUUCCUGCCCUCGCCUCGCCCUGUCAUUGAUGGGAAAUCAACUGGAUCGCAUCACCCACCUGAAUUACAGUGAGCUGCCUACCGGGGACCCCUCGGGGAUCGAGAAGGACGAGCUGCGCGUCGGGGUGGCUUACUUCUUUUCGGAUGAGGAGGAGGACCUGGACGAGCGAGGCCAGCCAGAGAAGUACAGCGUGAAGGGCUCCGGCAGCCCUGGCCAGGAGACGCCCACCCACCACCUCCACCACCAGCUCGUGCUGAACGAGACCCAGUUCUCCGCUUUCCGCGGCCAGGAAUGCAUCUUCUCCAAGGUCAGCAGCGGCCCCCAGGCUGGGGACCUGAGCGUCUACUCGGUGUCAGCGCUGCCUGCUCUCUGCAAGCCGGGGGACCUGCUGGAGCUACUCUACCUGGGGCCGUCGGAGCAGCCGCCGCCGCACUGGGCAGUGUACGUGGGCAGCGGGCAGAUCAUCCACCUGCACCAGGGGCAGAUCCGCCAGGACAGCUUGUACGAGGCGGCCGCGGGCAACGUGGGCCGGGUGGUGAAUAGCUGGUACCGCUUCCGCCCACUGGUGGCUGAGCUGGUGGUGCAAAACGCCUGCGGGCACCUGGGCUUAAAAAGCGACGAGAUCUGCUGGACUAACUCCGAGAGCUUCGCCGCCUGGUGCCGCUUCGGGAAACGGGAGUUCAAAGCCGGGGGGGAGCUGCAGGCUGCUGCCGGCACCCAGCAGCAGUACUAUCUCAAGAUCCACUUGGCGGAGAACAAAGUGCACACGGUGAGGUUCCACAGUCUGGAGGAUCUAAUACGCGAGAAGCGCCGAAUCGAUGCCAGUGGCAAACUGAGGGUGAUCAAAGACCUGGCUAUAGUGGAUGGGAAAGAAUAGUGCGCAGUGGGGUACAUGGCUAUCUUCCUUCUGCCCUGCUGGGGAACCCAGCCUGCCACAGGGGCGGCCGGCUGCACCCUCUUUCCAUGGGACGCGACUGAAAGCAGGAUCCAUGGCAACAUUCCAAACAAACAGCGUUCUUUACACCCAUAGCCAGUAUUUUGUUUGGCUUUCAAUAGUGUUAAUGCUGAAAGAGCGCUUGAGAGAGAGGAAGAAAAGAGGGGGGAGGUGCACGAAGGCUGUUCUCAGUGUGUGGACAAAGUCUCUCCUGUUAAUCGAUGUUGACCAUUCUAGCAACACGCUAAUAAAAUUUCAAAUUGAAAUUUUUUUUUUAAUUUUUAUUUCAUGGCUUUAAUCCAUGACAAAUUUUAAACAUUGGGGGCCAUGGAUGUGGAUUUAGCUAAAUGAGUUCUUAGCUAAUGUUUGCCUUGCAGCCAACUAAAAGCAUCCAUCAUACUUUGCUAGUUGGAAGGGGUUGCAGGUGGGGGAGUUGUAAAUGCUUGUUUGUUUUGUUUCUCAACACUGUUGCUUCAGCCCAUAGCUGCAACGCAAAUUUUGUCCCAGCCAACUUUAGUGAGACAUCAGCAGGGGAAAAUGCUUUCACAUUUCUGGUUGAAGCUGAUCACGUUUAAAUGUCUUUGCUUUCUGUCUGCAGCUCUCUGCUAAAUGUUAUCAUAAUUUAUAAGCUGCUUCUACCACCACUUUUUUUAAUGUUCUUUUAUUUUGUGAAAAAGUUGGUAAGCAGCUGUUGCCUUGAAACUAAAUUUGCUGGUUGAAGGUGUAUUUUAGAGAACAGUGUACUCAGUGUUGGUCCUUGGAGAUCCAGCCUCUAGACUCUUAUGCUUGGGCUGUGGGUUUGUAUCGCUGUAGUGACUCUCAUUGCAACACUGCAUCACUACCUCUUCAUGCACAAAUCAACAGAAUCCUGCAAGAAACAAAUAGGUUUGAAUUCUGCAUGUUGUCUUUUUAAACAGCAAUUUAUUACAUAGUUACAAUUCCACUUGAAGUAUAUGUAAUGUGGCCAAGUUCAUCUUGCAAUUCAUAUUCUAAGCAACUAAGAAUCCCAUUCAGUCUUAAGUUUAAGAAUCCACAGCUGCAUUUAAGAUGCCUUUUAAUGUGAUGUGGGUAAUGCCUUGUUGUAUUUCAGAUCCAAUUCACUCAUUGCUUAACUCGCAGUUUUGAAGUGGAAGAUCAAAAUAUUAAAUAUACGUAAAAUCUAAAAAAUUAUACUGGGGCAUUUCUAAAUCUGUAUUCUAUUUUUAUUACUCUGAGCUGCGUACAACUUGUAAUAAGUGAUUUGUCUUUGCAUGUUUCAGUGCUGGAAAGAAAAUGCAUUUGUUUUUGUCCCCUCUUCGCACAUCAAUGUCAGAUGACAGAAUAGAAGCAACACCCCUGUUCUGUAUGUACAAUACACUCCACCCCCUAUCAAUGUACUGUAUCCUGGCUCCUUUUUGUAUUAAACAAUGUAAUUAGCAACCUUGAUGCAACAGUAACUUCAUUUCUACAAAGGGUUUGCCUCCCAUACCUGAAGCUGUGAGGGUGGAGUGUAGUUCACUAUAAGUAUCAGCAUAAAUAUGUUUAAAAAAAUAAAUAAAUACACUCUUUCAGUGAAGGUCAUCAAA